This is a messenger RNA of Neoarthrinium moseri, 1278 nucleotides long. RefSeq lists its product as uncharacterized. The record is from RefSeq and is a predicted model, not a curated record. The coding region runs from base 1 to 1278 and encodes 425 amino acids. NCBI's taxonomy places the organism in Eukaryota, Fungi, Ascomycota, Sordariomycetes, Amphisphaeriales, Apiosporaceae. The transcript is spliced from 4 exons.
AUGUCGAACCAGUACUACCCACCUCCGCCUGGUGCUGGCGGCCCAGCCGGCCCUCAGAAGUCAUAUCCUCCUCCUCCCACCUCGCCGCCCGCAAACCAGACAAAGUUCUACCCGCCGCCGCCCGGGACGCCGAGCUUCGCGCCUCCGCAAGCCCAGUCCUACCCGACACCACCACACCAGUCCUACCCGCCGCCGCAGCAGCAGCAACAACAGCAACCGCAACAGCAGCAGCAGCAGAAGAACUACCCGCCCCCGCCCCAGGCCGCCCACCAGAGCGCUUCGCCUCCGCCCCCGAUCCAGACCAGCACUCCCGUGAACUACUCCCGUCCUCCCUCCGCCGCCCACCAGACGAACCUGCCCUACCGUGAUGCCAACGCCGCCACUCCUCCAGCUAGGGUCUCCGCCGGCGGCCCGCCCGGCUACGACCAAGCUGCCCCGGGUGCACCCGAGGGCUACCCCCAGGAGAAGGGCGGACACUCGGCCCAGGGCAGCGUAGACCUGUCGCGGCAUGUGUCGACCAUGUCCGCACAGCAGCCGGGCCCCUCGGCCGCCGGCGCACCUCCGGCCGGCCAGUUCCAGGGCGCGCACUCGGCGACGGUCGACGACGUGGGCACGUUCAACGGCGGGUCGUACCGCAUCUCGCACCGCGACUGCAACACCAUCAUCACGAUCCAGCUGGCCAUGGGGUGCCCGCUGGACGCCAAGCCCGGGGUGCUGAUCGCCAUGUCGCCGACCAUCACGCUCAAGGGCGAGUACAAGUUCAGCAUGAAGAAGAUGAUCGCGGGCGGCGAGGUCGGGCACUCGACCUUCAUCGGGCCCGGCGAGCUGCUGCUGGCGCCCAGCAUGCUGGGCGACAUCACGACGGUGCGGCUGGGCGGCGACGAGAGCUGGAGCGUCAGCAAGGACGCCUACGUGUGCAGCACGCAGGGCGUCGUGCGCGACUACAAGCGCCAGGGCCUGGGCAAGGCCAUGUUCUCGGGCGAGGGCCUCUGGGUCCACAAGAUCUCGGGCGUCGGCCUCAUGUGGAUCACCAGCUUCGGCGCCAUCAUCCGCAAGGACCUGGCCGACGGCGAGAAGUACAUUGUCGACAACGGCCACCUCGUCGCCUGGAACGUCAAGUACAUCAUGGAGCGCGUCGCCAGCGGCGGCAUCAUGGCCGGCUUCGCCUCGGGCGAGGGCCUGGUGUGCAAGUUCACCGGGCCGGGGACCGUCUUCCUGCAGACCAGGAACCCGAGGGCCUUCAGCGCCUACAUGACGGGCAAUGCUGCACCGCCGUAA